CACUUGAUCCUGACUGACGGACUGACUGGCCGAGUCGCUGUUCGCCUUUUAUAGUGUUUAUUAGUUUUACUUUCAAUUUUGUGAAGUGUUUUUCUAUAUUUUAUAUUAAAAUUAUAAUGAAAUUCAUCGUUCUGUUUGCUGCAUUUAUUGCCUUGGCUUCGGCUGCCAAAACAAAGAAGCCAAUCGAAGAAUACUUUUCUGAUUUUGCAGGUGAACCCAAUAUUGAUCUUAUUAUUAAGGAUGAUGAUCGUCCGCCAACUCAGUUCGUUGGUGAUGUCAUGAAAGCAAAAACCACUAGCAUUAAUACUAUUCAAGGAAAGGGAAAAUUCAGCUACAAUUUCGAGACUGAAAAUGGUAUCAACAUUGCUUCAAUUGGAAAACUCAAAGAUGAGAAGACCUUCGUCGUCACUGGAUCAUACACAUAUACUGGUGCCAAUGGUAAACGUUAUCGCGUUCGAUACACUGCUGAUGAAUUUGGAUAUCAUCCAGUCACUGAACUUGACGACCAACCAGAAGUAGUAAUCGCUCCAGCCAAACCACUUCCACCAGCGCCAAAACUAACAUUCACACCACUCUCAUCAUUCAAUAAUGGCAAAAAUCUAAAUAAUGGAAACAAUGGACAAAAUGGAGCUAACAAUCAAUUCGGAAACUCUGGCAAUGGACAAAAUGGAGCUAAUAAUCAACAAUCAUUCGGAAAUGGCCAAGGACUUGGGAAUGGUGGUCUCAAUUCGAUCAAUGGUUUCAAUGCCGGCAAUAGUUUUAAUUCUUUGGGCCAAAAUGGUAACAAUAGAGUUGGCAAAGCAAAUGAUUUCACAUCAGGAAACGGUCUGACAUCAGGCAAUGGAUUGAACACUUUUGAUGGAUUUUCCAAAUUCGAUGUUAGAUCCGGUAAAAGUUUAGAACAAAAUAAUAUCCUAUUCAAUGAUAACUUUGUCGGCGUUCAAGGGCCCAAAAAUGUCGAUACAAAUCGUCUAUAUUUACCACCAAAGCCAACUUACUUGCCACCAUCUAAUUAAAAAUAAGCCGCCAUAUAUACUUUAAAAUAAGUGCCACAAAAUGUCUGAAUUUUUUUUAUAAUUCAUUUUUUUUUAUUUUUCAAUAAAUACAUCAUAAAAUUUAA
Molecule: messenger RNA, 1120 nt
Organism: Contarinia nasturtii (swede midge)
Lineage: Eukaryota; Metazoa; Arthropoda; Insecta; Diptera; Cecidomyiidae
Product: GATA zinc finger domain-containing protein 4-like
Exons: 5
Coding region: 117-1016 (299 amino acids)
Cellular component (GO): chitin-based extracellular matrix
Molecular function (GO): structural constituent of chitin-based larval cuticle
Source: RefSeq, a predicted model, not a curated record